GGAUACACAUUCGAUCUCCAAAACUAAUAAACUGCACUUGCAAAUUGAGCGGAGACUACAAAACAACGUAAAACUGUGGUCGUCGCUCUAUGACGCAUACUGCCACCUAUUGACUGUGCUACGUAGCACGGUCGGCUGCGAGAGUAAACCAUCCGCGUGUGCACGUGACACUACAGUUGGAGCGGUCAGCGGUGAGGGUUGGCCACGGGACUAACAGCACGCAUUCAGGAAGCUCGAGAUGCCGGAAGGACACGAAGUGGAAACCCCCGCAGGUGCGGCCACGGACAGCAUCACUUUCUUCGGCGAACUCGAUGAGCUGUCCCAGGAGAGAAGCGGGCAGGAAGCGGCGGCGGGUACCACGACGCCAGACAAGAAUGCGACCAGCGUAGCGACGCAGCUGCUCGCAGCCUUCGUCGCUCACCUGAUUUCGCUGAAUUGUGGAUAUGCAGUUGGCUGGGCGGCCGUGGCCAUCCCAGUGCUGAAGUCCAACGGCACGGAGUAUAGCCCACCAGCGCUGUACAUGCCACUGAGCACGGAAGAGUGUUCGUGGGUUGUGAGUGCGUCGCUCAUUUCCUCGGCGGUGGGCCCCAUGCUGAGCAGCCAGGUGUGCCGUUGUUGGGGCUACAAGCCUGCCGGCUAUCUGGUGGGCAUCACGGCGACCAUGGGAGGUGUGGCCGUCCUGCUGGCACGAGGGUUGCCAGCCCUGCUGGCUGGUCGUGUGGUGGUCGGCAUGGCGAUGGGGGCCGUUCCAGUGGUGGCGAACGCCUACAUGGCCGACGCGGCUCAGCAGCACGUGCGCGGAGCGCUAGGCACCUUCUUCGCACUCCUCUUCAAUGCUGGCAUCCUGCUCGCCUACAUCGUGGGCGCCGUAGCCACGUACCUGGAAGUGUGUGCAGUUGCCGUCGGCUUGCCAGUCCUCUACACGGUCUGCUUCUUCUUCCUGCCAGAGUCGCCACGGUAUCUCGUGUCGAGCGGCAAAGUGGAAGAAGCGGAGAAGUCGCUGCGCUGGUUCCGCCCUGUCGGCCACGACAUAGAGGGCGAACUAAAACUGAUGAGAUACGAGCUCGAGUCGAAGUCGACUGAGGGAGGCAUGUCUGUGGCAGAAUUCUUCAGGGACCGUGCAUCUCGCCUCGGCUUUAUUGCGUUCCUCAUCCUCAUCCUGAACCAGAAUCUAGACGGCACUGGGGUGAUCCUGAACUACGUGGUGGAGAUGUUCUCUGCAGCAGACGCCACUGUGUCUGCCCAGUGGGCGGCAGUUGUGGUGGCGGCUGUACAGCUCUUGGCGACCCUCCUGUCUUCAGUGCUGGUGGACCGCGUCGGACGCCGACCACUGCUGAUGGCUUCUAAUGCGGGCAUGGCCACAUGCCUGACAGCCGUUGGUUGGUACUUCUUCGCCUUGGCCAGCGGUUACGACGUCUCCUCGCUGUGGUGGCUCCCUAUCACCUCAUUAUCCUUAUCCUUGGUCCUCAACGCCUGCGGAAUAGGAUCGUUGCUCUUCGUCAUCGCCACUGAACUGUUCUCCUCAGAUGCUCAGGCUGUAGCUUUCUCCAUAGGUUUCACUGCGGCAGUAGUGGUCAAUGCAACAGUUCUGAAAUUCUACGUCGCGCUGCUCGAUUGGAUAGACAUAUAUGGCUGCUAUUGGCUGUUCGCCGUUUCCUGCCUUGUCAGCAAUGUUUACAUAUUCUUCUUCUUGCCGGAGACAAAGAACCGUCCAAUAACUGAUAUUGUUGCUGAGCUGAAUGGAGAGAAAAAGGAAAAGUUGCCGUACUCUAGCCUUUCCGAUUCAGAGGAAGGCAUAACUGAGUCUGUCAAUACUUUGAAAGGUGGACAUUGUGCAGCAUAGACGCAAAAUGAGUCGUCUAUUCUUCAGCAUAAAGUAUGUGUAACAAUUUUAAGUUCGAAAAGGUUUUUAGUACCACAGAAUUUUCUGAAUCGAGUCAAUUCUUUCGUAUCACACACACAUCGUGAAACUGAAUAUGGUCAGUGUAAAAAAGUUAAUAUGGUAAAACUGUUGCGAGAGCUGAAGGGGUUUCUAUGAUCUGUUAACAGUAGUACCACACUUGAUAAAUUUCAGCCCAUGGUUACCCUCUAGUGUACCACAUGUUACGGGCCAAUGAGAAGGAAUGGGCUAUGUUCUAGUCCGUAGGAUGGCUACUCUGUAUUUUAUAUGGUUAUUUCAUACCUUAUUCAUAGCAUUGCGAAGUGAUACCCGCAGUAGUGUCAUCUGUCAAGUUUUAUUGCUUCCAUCAAACCUGAGAAACUACUGGCAUCCACAGUGGGAUACUGGCACUAAACAUUUUUUAGUGUUGAGCGUAGUCUGAAAUUGAAUAUGGAUUUUAAUAAAUGGAUUUGUUACUUGUAUUUGUCAGCAAUAAACAUUUUUAAAGGCA
Messenger RNA from Schistocerca gregaria, 2390 nucleotides. Its product is annotated as facilitated trehalose transporter Tret1-like. The record is from RefSeq and is a predicted model, not a curated record. Lineage: Eukaryota; Metazoa; Arthropoda; Insecta; Orthoptera; Acrididae. Gene Ontology annotation, molecular function: transmembrane transporter activity. Gene Ontology annotation, cellular component: membrane. The coding region runs from base 239 to 1843 and encodes 534 amino acids. The transcript has 3 exons. Gene Ontology annotation, biological process: transmembrane transport.